CCCGCCGCCCGCCCCGGCCCCGCAGCCCCGCCGGAGCCCCGCCGGCCGCAGCAUGGCGGAGCGGACCCGCCGCCUCGCGUCCCUCCUGCUGCUGCUCUGGGGCUGCCUCUGCGCCCCCGCCCGCGCCGGCCUCCACUUCAGGGAGGGGCAGCGCUGCUACAGGCCGGCCCCGCGCCGGGACCCCGGCCUCAGGACCUACCCCCGCCCGCACGAGUCCCUGCGGGCGGCAGCGCUGCCCCGGAGCUGGGACUGGAGGAACGUCAACGGCGUCAACUUCGCCAGCACCACGCGGAACCAGCACAUCCCCCGGUACUGCGGGUCCUGCUGGGCUCACGGCAGCACCAGCGCCCUGGCAGAUCGAAUCAACAUAAAGAGAAAAGGUGCGUGGCCUUCUGCCUACCUCUCUGUUCAGAACGUGAUCGACUGCGCCGAUGCCGGAUCCUGCGAGGGUGGAGACCACGCGGGCGUGUGGAAGUACGCCCACGACCAUGGCAUUCCAGACGAGACCUGCAACAACUACCAAGCUAAGGAUCAAAAGUGUAAGAAGUUUAACCAGUGUGGAACUUGCGUCACUUUUGGAGAAUGCCAUGUGAUAAAGAACUACACGCUCUGGAAAGUUGCUGACUAUGGCUCUGUCAGUGGGAGAGAAAAAAUGAUGGCAGAAAUCUAUGCUAAUGGACCAAUUAGCUGUGGCAUCAUGGCUACUGAGAAGCUGGAUGCUUACACCGGAGGACUCUAUAGCGAGUACAACCCCUCGCCUGUGGUGAACCACAUCGUGUCCGUGGCUGGCUGGGGCGUGGAAAAUGGAACAGAAUACUGGAUUGUUCGUAACUCAUGGGGCGAACCCUGGGGUGAAAGAGGGUGGCUGAGAAUUGUGACAAGUGCAUACAAAGGUGGAAGAGGAGGCCAGUACAAUCUUGCUAUUGAAGAGGACUGUGCGUAUGGAGAUCCUAUACUUCCUUGAUGCUCUAGCGUACGUCUUUCUGUUUAGGAACCACUACGUGUGGAAGCUUCCCAGCACCACCUUUUUUUGUUUACAUAGUCGUCAUCUAAAACUCUUUCACAGUUCAACACCAUCAGGCAGUUCUGCAAGACUAGCCCAGAUAGAUAGCCACACGCAAUGUCUUCAAAGCCAAAUAAAUACAGAGCUGCCUUUAGAUAAUUUACAACUUAAAAAAAGUAAUUUACCCAUGAAAGUGUUGUCUGCCUUGAUGCGCAGUAUUUAAAUCAUACUGACUUAAUCACGGAAACUCUGUAUGUAAAUCCCUGUAUAGUUUUUUAAAAUAUAAGUUAGGUAGACAUACUGGGAAGGAAAAACUAUACUCAAUAUUUGGGUCUAGAGCUUAUAUUAAAUUCUCUAACAGUAUUGAGCAAGUAUCAUCUCACAGCGAUGCGGACAACAAAACAGCUAAGUGUGGACACGAUGUAUUCAAAAAACUAAAUCCUCUGUUCCCUUGGCCUCCUGGUGAAGCUGCUGUCGAAAGCCUCAUAUAAUGCAGUUGCUUUUAUCCAACCAAAAUGAUAUAACAGGAAUUACUUUGAUCAAAAGACAAAAGUCUAAAUAUUUCUUAGUUAUUUAAUUAGUCUUGUCUUUGCUCAAAUUCCUUGCUUUAAUACGUGAUUGGCUGUGCCAUUUUUCUCCUAAAGCAGUAGGGUAUAAAUUGCCACAAGCCAGAACUCUUUGCUGAUUUGAAGAACGGUAGCAAAUUCUCUUCCUUAAAACUGAGACAGUUUCUAAGUGGCAAAUCAGUGCCAUAUCAAAUGUUACUAACUAGCAUUGGUAAUUGCAUUUAAUAAAUGGACUUUUACAUGA
Messenger RNA from Chroicocephalus ridibundus (black-headed gull), 1813 nucleotides. RefSeq names its product cathepsin Z (gene CTSZ). Gene Ontology annotation, cellular component: lysosome. The record is from RefSeq and is a predicted model, not a curated record. Gene Ontology annotation, molecular function: cysteine-type endopeptidase activity. The coding region runs from base 53 to 964 and encodes 303 amino acids. Lineage: Eukaryota; Metazoa; Chordata; Aves; Charadriiformes; Laridae. The transcript is spliced from 6 exons.